Dentiscutata erythropus is the source of this 885-nucleotide messenger RNA. NCBI's taxonomy places the organism in Eukaryota, Fungi, Glomeromycota, Glomeromycetes, Diversisporales, Gigasporaceae. The record is from the annotation of a GenBank genome assembly.
AUGUCAAAAGUGUAUCUCAAAGAACAAGAAUACGGAAAAGAGAAUGUCCGCUUAGCGAAGGUUAUUCGAAAAGAAAAAUGGCAUGAAAUCAUAGAGCUCACUGUUCGCGUACUUUUGGACGGUGAAUUCGAAUCUUCUUAUACGAAGGCAGAUAAUUCUAUGAUUAUCGCUACUGAUUCAAUGAAAAACACUAUUUAUAUUCUUGCAAAACAAUCAUCUUGUGUUGAAGAUAUUGAAAUUUUUGCUUCUGAGAUUGGUCAACAUUUUAUUACCACAUAUUCACAUGUACAUAAAGCUACUAUUUCAAUUACCAAACAUAAGUGGACCAGAAUGUUAAUUGACGGCAAACUUCAUGACCAUUCUUUCCUUAGAGAUGGUGAAGAUGUUCAUGAUACCAAGGUCGUCGUUUCAAGAAAAGGAAUUACCAUUGAAUCUGGAUUGAAAAAUCUGUUAGUACUAAAAACUACCGGAUCCGCAUUUCAUGGAUUCUUGAGGGACAAAUUUACAACUCUCCAAGAGACAGAUGAUCGCAUUCUUUCAACUAGUAUUGACGCAACCUGGAAUUUUAAUACCAUAAGCACAGAUUCAAUUGCAAAAAUUCCCUUUAAUGAUAUCUUUGAGUCAAUUAAACAGAUUACUUUACACACAUUUGCCACGGAUAACAGUGCAUCCGUACAAGCUACUUUGUUUCUCAUGGCUAAAAAUGGAUUGGAAAAACAUUCGGAAAUUGAGUCCAUUAGAUAUGAAUUGCCAAAUAAACAUUAUUUUACAUAUGAUCUUGAAAGGUUCGGAUUAAAGAAUACCGGCAAAGAUUCUGAUAUCUUCGUGCCUGUCAGUGAUCCAGCAGGGCUGAUAACCGCGACAGUUGCAAGAGUGAAAGAAUGA